AUGAAUAAAAAGCCUAAUGGUGAAGGGAUCUUCAAAUGGAUUAAUGGUGAAUAAUAUAUUGGUUAAUGGUUGAAUGCAUAGAAACAUGGAAUUGGCUAAUGGAAUGGAGUUGAAGGAGAUUCAUACAUAGGAUAAUGGGUUAACGGUUAAUAGGAUGGUUUAGGAGAACAUAAAUGGAAUGGAAAUGUCUAUUUUGGUUAAUGGACUAAUUCAGUAAAGAAUGGAUAUGGAAUUGAGUAAUUCUAAAAUGGUGAUAAAUAUAUAGGAAACUAUUUUUAUGGUAAACCUCAAGGCAAUGGUGAAUAUAGAUGGUUAGAUGGUUCAAUUUAUUAAGGAUAAUUUUUAGAGGGAAAAAGACAUGGACAUGGUAUAUGGAGUAAUAAACUAGGUUUAUCUUAUGAAGUAAAAUUAAUAUUGUAAAUUAGGGAGAUUAUGAAAAUGAUUUAAAACAUGGUAAAGGGAAAUAGAUAUAUUAAGAUGGCAGUUAUUAUUAUGGUUAAUUUAUAAAUGAUAUGAGGGAUGGUUAAGGAACUUAUCAUUAAAGUAAUGGAGUAAUAAUUGAAGGAUUAUGGAAAGAUAAUAGAUUUAUAGGUUGUAGCAUUCAUGAUUCAUAUAGAUAAAGGAAAGAACAAUAAUUAACAGACUAAAAUUAGAGGAAUCAUAUAUUUGCACUAAAUAAUUGGUAAAAUUAGAAACUUAAUUUAUAAUUGAAAUAAGGAUCUAAAUUAAAUUAAUAUAGUAGGGCUACUUCAACAAAUUAAUAAAGAUCAUCUGGUUUAUCAAGAAGCAAAAGGAAUCCUAAAUCACCAUCUGAUGAUUUAUAAGAUGUUUCUAUAGAUGAGGCAGAAAGGACAAUAAAGAAAAAGAAAAAUUAUAAAUCUUAAUAAACAAAUUAUUUAUUGAUAAAUAAUAACAAAAAAUCAAUAAAAAAUGUAUUUGUAUUUUGA
This is a messenger RNA of Paramecium pentaurelia, 947 nucleotides long. The record is from the annotation of a GenBank genome assembly. NCBI's taxonomy places the organism in Eukaryota, Ciliophora, Oligohymenophorea, Peniculida, Parameciidae.